Staurois parvus is the source of this 325-nucleotide messenger RNA. The record is from the annotation of a GenBank genome assembly. NCBI's taxonomy places the organism in Eukaryota, Metazoa, Chordata, Amphibia, Anura, Ranidae.
GCACACUACUUCCCUAUGCAGAGCCAUACAAAGCACUCCAUACAAAGCAGUGUGCUUACAGUGUAAAGCACACACAGCCCACAUAGUAAAACAGCACACAGUUAACCCUUUGAUCACCCUACAUGUUUAACCCCUUCCUGCCCAGUGCCAUUAGUACAGUAUCACUGCUUUUUAUUAGCACUUAUCACUGUAUUGGUGUCACUGGAGAUGUCAGUGACACCAAGUCAGUUCCCCCCAGUGUCAGAAUGCCCGCCGCAGUCCUGCUAUAAGUCGCUGAUUGCCGCCAUUACUAGUAAAAAAAUAAAUCCCAAUAUAUAUACCGCCA